Molecule: messenger RNA, 1014 nt
Organism: Acanthosepion pharaonis
Lineage: Eukaryota; Metazoa; Mollusca; Cephalopoda; Sepiida; Sepiidae
Source: the annotation of a GenBank genome assembly
AUGUCUUCCUUAUCUUUGCUUUGUUUCAAUGUUGCCUUAGGACUAACAUCCCUAUCUUUGUUAUUAUUCAAUGAUUAUUUGGGACUAAAACUCCCAACUUUUUUUGUUUCUUCCUUCCGUAGUUCCUUAACUUCUUUUCCUUCAAAUGUUCCCACCUCUCUCUCUCUCUCUCUCUCUCUCUCUCCCCUAAUUCUUAUUUUUACUCUUUCUCUUCCUUCUUCUUCCUCUUUGCUGGCUUAUCACUCGACAGUCUUUCUCUUCGAUCUACUCUCUAUUCACUCUUUUCUCCUCUUCCUCCUUCACUUCGUGACCGAACUUUUUCUUUCACUUUCACUUAAAACGACGGAAAUUCCAUUCAAUAAUGGAUUCUGUCACCAACUUCUCUUGGCUUUUCUCCGUUUGACUUUCUUCUUCUUCUUCUUCUUCUUCUUCUUCUUCUUCUUCUUCUUCUUCUUCCUCUACUACUACUACUACUCCCUCAUAUUCUUAUUGUUAUUCUAUUCAUCACCUUUUUCGCAAUUUCUUUUUAUUCAUGGAUUUUGUUGUAGUUGUUUUUUUUUCUUCGUCUUUAUUUUGCAUUUUUUUACCUUCUUGUAUCUCUGUCUCUCCUUUUCCUUUCGUCUAUUUCUUACCGUUUUCUUCUUCCUUUUUAGGAUAUGUCCUCGCCGUAUUUUUUUUCUUCCUCCUCAUUCUUUCCUUCAUCAUUCUUCAUAUGUUGUUCUUUUAAAAAUCAAUGCUAUUCAAUAUUUCUCUUUUUCUUCUCAUCUUUCUUCUUUUCAUCUUUUUUUAUAUUUAUUUCUUAUUCACAAAGCUAACAGAAUUUUCCCUAUCAACUCCAUUAUCUAUCUAUCUAUCUAUCUAUCUAUCUAUCUAUCUAUCUAUCUAUCUAUCUAUCUAAAUCUGUUCUCAAUGUUUGUUCAUCUAUCUAAAGCUGUUCAGUUCAGAUCUAUCUAUCUAUCUAUCUAUCUAUCUAUCUAUCUAUCUAUCUAUCUAUCUAUCUAUCUAUCAGUUUAA